AUGUUGAUCAGCAAGAUCGUCUGGGCUACCAGCCUCGCCCUCGGGGUGAAGGCAUCCCUUGACCACUGCGAUGGUCCUCGCAGAGAUGAGCAUUGCCCCCCUGACACUGCUUUCGCCGAGGCCAGGUCCUUCAACUUUGCUACCACCUCCCUCGAGGACGCCAGACGCCUCUGGUCCGUCGACGACACCGACCAGCACGGUGACGAGAAAGGCAUCGCCGCUCUGGGUAGAGACGACAAGGGUAUCCUUCUCGCCAUCAAGAAGCAGGGCGAGGGCACCGCCCUCUCGAGCAACAGGUAUCUCCUCUUUGGCAAGACGACGGUCGAAGUCCAGGGUGCCCCAGGCCCAGGUCUCAUCACGGCCAUUGGACUCAGGUCCGACACGGGCAAUCGGAUUCUCUGGGAAAUCCUCGGCGCCAAUGACCACCAAGUCCAGACCAACUACUUCUAUGACGAUGAGCCAGUCUACAACACAUACAAUUACACGUACCCCACCCAGCUCCCCGUGACUGACCAGUUCCACAACUACACCAUCCAGUGGACCGACAAGACGCUCGCCUUCUCCAUCGACGGCGAGCACCGCAAGACCAUGACCCUCGACGAGGACCUGUCUGCUGAGAUCUGGCCCCAGGUCCCCAUGCACAUCUUCCUCCGCAUCUGGACCGUCAACGGUAACGAUGACCCCGGUCGCGUCGCCUGGGCCGGCGGUCUGCCUCAGUGGGGGCACUCCCCCUUUGCCGCCUACGUCCGCCGCGUCGAGAUUGAAGACUACGCGGGCUACUGCAAAACCAUCCACAACGGGCCGGUGACGUAUGACUACGACGCCAACCUCACAGGAUGGGAGGACAUCCAUGUUCAGGGCUGUCAGGAGACGUCGUCUCUGGAUGGUACCCACGAGAACCACGUCCCCACCAAGAAUGUGACUGACUUCCUUGUCCCGACCAAGACCUCCGGCGACGGUUCGCACUCUUCCCUUCCCAGCAGCACUAACGGGUCUGCGCCCCCCAAGUCUGAUGACAAUGAGGAUGGCGUCGUUCAGAUCGGACCAGGCCGUAGCCGGUCUUACCUUGUCACUCUGGCCAUAUGUCUCGCCUUUAUGCUGUGA
Messenger RNA from Geosmithia morbida, 1104 nucleotides. Its product is annotated as hydrolase family 16. Bases 1 to 1104 code for a protein of 367 amino acids. Gene Ontology annotation, molecular function: hydrolase activity, hydrolyzing O-glycosyl compounds. NCBI's taxonomy places the organism in Eukaryota, Fungi, Ascomycota, Sordariomycetes, Hypocreales, Bionectriaceae. Gene Ontology annotation, biological process: carbohydrate metabolic process. The transcript is spliced from 3 exons. The record is from RefSeq and is a predicted model, not a curated record.